ACCAGCUGUUUUCAGCGACCUGAGGAUGCUUUUCUGUCUCCGUGCAGGAUUAAGCCAAUAACAACCACAAUGUUACUUUUCACUGCAACUGGAUCACUCUGUCUGUCCAGGAUUUUACACUGAUUUUCGACUCAGAGUCUCUGGAACAUCUGGGAUGGCCAGGGUGUCAUUGAUACAUCUGGGAGUCUUGCUUUUUGUCGGAAUUACAGCAGUGAUGGAGAAAGGUUUUUUCUCCACUCAAAAAGAUGCGUUUAUAUUGAUGCGCAAAAACUCUGUGCAAGAUUUAACCACUACAUCAUCCAAUGAGAGUCCAGCACAGUUAAGUGACUCUGAUGAUAAAGCCUCAUGUCCGAAAUGCCAACGGAGAAGAGCCAAGAGAUGCACUUGUUACACCUACAAAGAUAAAGAGUGUGUUUACUACUGUCACCUGGACAUCAUCUGGAUCAAUACACCUGAACACACUCUCCCGUAUGGCAUGUCGAGUUAUAGAGGCUUCCAGCGGACACGGCGUUCUGCCGAGAAGACCAGAGGAGGUCAGCGUUGUUCUUGUGCUUUGGGGCACGACAGAAAAUGUAUCGCUUUCUGCAGUGAGAGGGAAAGGACGACAUGAUCAUCUGCAGCAGCACAGCACCACUGAUAUACACUGAUUUAUUACUCUGUACCAUCACCUAUAGAGAAUCACUUCAGAGAAGAGGUUAAUGUCUGUCCAAAUGGAGGACCAUCAGAUUACAGAGAAGAUGAUGAAAUAGAAGUUUUGGGGACUUUUUAAACCAUCAUCGAGAACAAAUUAUGUAACUUUACCUAAGCCAAGUCAUCCCAAUAUGGCCUAAAAAGACACGUACGAAAGGAUAUCAUCAUGAGCAGCAUCCCACAGACUAACAUUCUAAAAGAGACUCAAAUCACAUAUGCAGUAUUUCAGAUGUGAGGAAGGGAAUGUUUCCACUUGCCGAUACGUCCUGACUACCAAUUCAAUUACCAACAUGCAUGACAGCUCUGAUAGAUUGUCAUUGAGGUGUUAGAUUAAGUUUUAACAUACCAAACAAAGAGAUGAAUGUUUUCAUGACCCUGUCUCUGCAAGUCUUUAUGUUAAUAAUGGGUGGAGUGACAACAUGAAUCUUAAUCACUCUUGUCUUUAAUGAACAUUUAACAGAGUGUAUUUUCAACUCUUACAAGAAUAGUUUACCAGCCAAAAAAAUUCUUACACUCAAAUGACCUUCUUCUGUCAAAUGCAAACAUUCAUAUUUAUACCUGAUCAUAUUCAUGAAAUGGAUUUGAUCAAGGAUUAAAAUUGCAGAAAGGACAUACAGAUCAAAUAUGCAGUAAUAUUAAACCUUGCUGGUGUUUGUAUAUUUGUCAAUUGUCUUAAUCCAAUAUUCAAAAUGGGACCUCAGAUGUUCGUACAAAUGAGUUCUACAGAAGAAAGAAGACUGAAUAUUAUUUUAUUUUAUUUUAUUUUAUUCAUUGUAAUAAAUUAUUCUAUAAUUGAAAUUGUUGGACUUGUUUUUUCA
Molecule: messenger RNA, 1508 nt
Organism: Triplophysa dalaica
Lineage: Eukaryota; Metazoa; Chordata; Actinopteri; Cypriniformes; Nemacheilidae
Product: endothelin-3
Exons: 4
Coding region: 155-610 (151 amino acids)
Biological process (GO): vein smooth muscle contraction; regulation of systemic arterial blood pressure by endothelin; regulation of vasoconstriction
Cellular component (GO): extracellular region
Molecular function (GO): endothelin B receptor binding; hormone activity
Source: RefSeq, a predicted model, not a curated record